UGGGCGCCGAUUCUAUUAUACGAUUCGAGUCGAAUCCGCCAUAUUAAUUCGCUUUUCGAGAUUCUGUUAUGCGAACUAUCGCAUAAACUCGAAUCGUAUUGCUCGACAGGUCGAGAGGUGCCGAAUCAAAUCGAAUUUCGAAUGUGUUGACAGUUGAUGUAAGUUUUUUGUUUUGAAGUGAAAAGUGAAAUAAUAAUAUAACCUCAAUAUAUAUAUUUUCGAGUCUAUUGGUUUAUUUUGUGUUAUUGACUAUUUAAUAAAUGAAAAUAAAUUGAAAUGGCUUCAUUCAAAAUAAAAGAAUGCCAUUGGGAAGUCCUAAUGGCAUAUAUGGAAGAGCACAAAGACUUUGCGAACGGGCGGUUCUUAGGACUCCAGGGGCGGGAAACGCAAAGAAAAAUGUGGUCGACAAUUGCAAACCGGCUGAAUGCACUUGGAUAUGGCGAGAGAUCGGCUGAAAAAUGGCAAAAAACUUGGGCGGAUUUCAAACACAAUUUGAAAAAAAAGGGACAGAUGAUUAAUUCAGACUUGCACGGAACAGGAGGGGGUGGACAUUCCUCUGCACCGUUUAAUAGUUUUGAAUUACGAGCCUUGAACAUUUUUGGUGGCAAAACAUUUUAUGCUGGAGCAGGGAGUACCGAACUUGGUAUUUUAUCACCAAGUAUAUCGCAACCAAAAGCAAACACAACACCAGAGUCACUGGAUGUCAUUGCACUGGAUGAUGACGAUUUGAAGACUCUUGCUACCAGAAAGCAAACAACAAGAGUCACAACUGACUAUCAUGACCAUGAUUAUGAGGGAACCCCUCCCACAAAAAAGAAAAAAGAUCAUUCAGAUGAAGCUUACAGAGAAACCAUUGAUAUAUUGAAAGAGAUCAAGGAAACAAUACACCAAGGACUGAGUGAAAUAAAGGAAGUACUGGAUAGCAGGCUCCAACAAAUUGCUGAAGGUGUAAAUUCCGGAAAGUAG
This is a messenger RNA of Ceutorhynchus assimilis (cabbage seed weevil), 966 nucleotides long. The record is from the annotation of a GenBank genome assembly. Lineage: Eukaryota; Metazoa; Arthropoda; Insecta; Coleoptera; Curculionidae.